UGGACCUAGCGCGGGAAUCGAAAUACUACGGAUAUAUUCAGUUUGCUCCCUGUUUAUGUGAUUAUCCUCAAAUGGGUACGAAAGUGCAAGUAGCGAUAGGCAGAAACGAAUUGAGUCUAAGAAUACUCCAAGCUGAGGAAGAAGAACAAGAAGCUGUUUUCAGGGUAACUCGUAUGCGAUGCUGGCGGAUAACAACAUUGAACACAGGAGCAGAUAGAUGUAACGAAGAUCAUGAAUGCAGCCUGGAAUUAUCUUUCGAAUAUUUGUUGGCCAAAAAUCAGCUGCAGUGGAUUACAAUUUCUUCAGAACAGGCAAUUUUAAUGUCUGUCUGCUUGCAAUCCAUGAUUGACGAAUUAUUGUUGAAGAACGUUGGUGGUACAAAAAAUCAGGAGCUGACAGGCAAGCCUUGGACGUAUGUUACAAGGAAUGGCCAUAGUCGAAUUAUAAUGGAUUCUCCAGCCACUGAAGAUCUUAAUAAGCCUGAUAAGGAGGUCGAACUCAGUUCUCGUACAAAGGGACCCAUAUUGAAAAAUCUGAGCGAAAAAAUCACAAUAGUAAAGUGUAAGAAGCCAGUCAUCAUUGCGAAAAAGCCCUACAUCAAGGCGGAAAGGACUGCUUGUGACACUAUGGAAAACAAUGCAUUCCAUGUGAUUGGCGAUGAUGAUCUAUAAAUAAAAAGGUCCUAUCUUUUUAAGAUAGAAACUGAUACUUCUAUUUUCUCGACCUAGCUUUAAAAAUCGAGCAAAUACGCCUUUGAAAAUCUAAUAUCUCUUAAACUCUUGACUUUUGAGUCCUAAAUGCUAAUUUUUCAACCUGGAGAAUUAUCCUAACGCGGUCAAUAUAAACAUGUUUAUCUCUUGUUUCGUGGGCAGUAUAAUGUAUGGGUGAAUUUUGAGAGUUAUGUUUCGGUAUGCAACUCAUUUUACAUUUUAUUCUCAUGUUCAUAGAUAAAGCGUACGAAUGUUAGGCUUCAAAAAGUAGAAAAAAGAGACUAUUGCUCAAAUGGAAUUCGCAGUAUUAUAUGUAUAUCAUUGGUGAGAAAAUGAAAUACUUGAUAUUGAU
This is a messenger RNA of Belonocnema kinseyi, 1062 nucleotides long. RefSeq names its product sorting nexin-17-like. Gene Ontology annotation, cellular component: early endosome. Gene Ontology annotation, molecular function: phosphatidylinositol binding. Lineage: Eukaryota; Metazoa; Arthropoda; Insecta; Hymenoptera; Cynipidae. The transcript has 4 exons. Gene Ontology annotation, biological process: intracellular protein transport. Bases 72 to 671 code for a protein of 199 amino acids. The record is from RefSeq and is a predicted model, not a curated record.